Messenger RNA from Crotalus tigris (Tiger rattlesnake), 3835 nucleotides. RefSeq names its product glycine amidinotransferase (gene GATM). The coding region runs from base 68 to 1348 and encodes 426 amino acids. The record is from RefSeq and is a predicted model, not a curated record. The transcript is spliced from 9 exons. Gene Ontology annotation, cellular component: mitochondrion. Gene Ontology annotation, molecular function: amidinotransferase activity. NCBI's taxonomy places the organism in Eukaryota, Metazoa, Chordata, Lepidosauria, Squamata, Viperidae. Gene Ontology annotation, biological process: creatine biosynthetic process.
UGGACGAGCGCGCGCAGAGUUGCUCCGGAGGGGAUCCGAACCAGCCCGGGGAAAAAAAAAAAGGAGGAUGUUGCGCGUGCGGUGCCUGCGCGGAGGCAGCCGAGGGGCCGAAGCCGUGCAUUACAUUGGGUCGAGGUUGAGAAGAGUCGUCACAGGAUGGGUGCAGCGAACUUUCCAGAGCACCCAAACUGCAGCAGCCUCCAAUUCUCUUUGUGCUGCUGCUGCUGCUGAAGCCUCCAAAGUUCCUGAUCCUAGCCCAGAAAAUUGUCCUGUCUGCUCCUACAAUGAGUGGGACCCACUGGAAGAAGUCAUUGUGGGGAGAGCCGAAAAUGCCCGCGUCCCUCCUUUUACAGUUGAGGUCAAGGCUAAUACCUACGAUAAGUACUGGGAAUUUUAUCAGAAGUACGGAGGGCAGAGUUUUCCUGAGGAUUAUAUCAAGAAAGCAAUCGCUGAGAUUGAAGAAAUGUGCAAUAUUUUGAAGAUGGAAGGAGUGACGGUGAAGAGGCCUGAUGUUCUGAACUGGUCAACCCGAUAUAAAACACCUGAUUUUGAAUCUACUGGCAUGUACGCAGCUAUGCCGAGAGACAUUCUGCUUGUAAUUGGGAACGAAAUCAUCGAAGCGCCGAUGGCCUGGCGAGCCCGCUUCUUUGAAUAUAGAGCGUAUCGUCCGGUCAUUAAAGAAUAUUUUCGCCAGGGAGCCAAAUGGACGACAGCACCGAAGCCCACCAUGUCCGAUGAACUUUACGACCAGGAUUACCCCAUCCGCACUGUGGAGGACAGGCACAAGUUGGCUGCUCAGGGGAAAUUCGUCACCACUGAAUUUGAGCCGUGUUUUGAUGCGGCCGACUUCAUAAGAGCUGGAAGAGAUAUCUUUGUGCAAAGAAGUCAGGUUACAAAUUUCAUGGGCAUUGAGUGGAUGAGGAGACAUCUUUCUCCAGAGUACAGAAUCCAUACUAUUUCUUUCAAAGACCCGAACCCGAUGCACAUCGAUGCUACCUUUAAUAUCAUUGGUCCUGGGAUCGUGCUUUCUAAUCCAGAUCGCCCGUGUAAUGAGAUUGAUCUCUUCAAGAAGGCAGGCUGGACGAUCUGUCACCCACCUCUUCCUCUCAUCCCCGACAACCAUCCGCUGUGGAUGUCUUCAAAAUGGCUUUCCAUGAACGUCCUGAUGCUGGAUGAGAAACGUGUUAUGGUGGAUGCCAAUGAAAUCCCGAUCCAGAAGCUCUUUGAAAGCCUCGGCAUUUCCACCAUCAAAGUGAACAUCCGCCACGCCAACUCUUUGGGAGGAGGGUUUCACUGCUGGACCUGCGACAUACGUCGCCGUGGCACCCUGAAGUCUUAUUUUGAUUAGGAGAGGUCUGUCUGAAGCACAGGCUGCUAUCCAAUGUGAAUGCAUGAGUCAUAAGAUGAAGAGGUUGGCUUCCCCUGGCUCCUUAAAACAAUAAUAAUAAUACAACGGAUGUAGAUGCAUGAGUUGCUGUGCUUUGAAUCAGGCUCUUCCCCCUCCUAAUUUGUGCAUCCCACCUCCAGGACAGGACAGUGCACCCUAAGGGUCCAUUCACACGUUAUGAACAGGGAACUAGGGCCAUAGAUGAUUAAUGAUGAAUGGUUGGCUUCCAUUGUUUGGCCAGGAAUUCUUGGAUAUACACACCCCAGUGGAUACUCUUGACUAUUUUUAUACCAGGGGUCCCCAACCCCUGGGCCGUGGCAUGCCAGCAACUGGUGCGCACAAACAAGCAAAGUCCCAUCCGCGAGAUGCAGGCAGCACACAAAACCACGCCAUCUCCGGUCCGUGAAAAAACCUCUCUCCACGGAACUGGUCCCUGGCACCCAAAAGGUUGGGGACCUCUGAUUUAUACAGAAGUAAGCCUCAUGUUUUUGAGCUAGUUUAUUACAAGCUGAUAGGGUGGCAGCCUUAUUCACAAAACAGACCCUGUUUACAUUGUCUUAUUAGAUGCCCACACAGAAACAUGCCAUCAGCGAAGAUGGGGGGGGAACCCUUUCUUGUCCCACCCAACGUUGAAUAGUCUUGUUUCAUCAUGACUUCAAUCAUAUAGGCCAGGGAUCUGCAACCUUGACAACUUUAAGACUGGCUGAGGAAUUCUGGGAGCUGAAGUCCACAAGUCUUAAAGUUGUCAAGGUUGCAGACCCCUGAUAUAGGCCCAUGCUAGCUCAAGGAAGAAGAUGCCUUCCUUAAGAGUUGUUAUGGGGGCACUGUAAACCCCAAAGGCUGGACACUUCAGGACCAAGGAAAGCAACUCCAUGCAGGUGGUCCUCGGCUUAUGAAAACAAUUGGGAAUGCAACUUCCAUUGCUAAACAAUGCAGUUAUUUAGUGAGUCACACUACAACUUUUUUUUUUUUUUGACCAUGGCUGUUUAAUGCGGUCAUUAAGCCAGUCUGGCUUUGCCCCAUUGGCUUUGCUUGUUGGAAGCCUCCUGUAAAUCCCAUUGAAAGCAAUAUACAGAUCCUACAGUUUUUGAAUAUGCAAGGUGCUUCCUGGAAUAAUGUGUGUGUGUGUGUGUGUGUGUGUGUGUGUGUCUCAGCAGUGAAAUGGGUUCUUCCAGCUGGCUUUUGGAACAAAAUCUAGACACUUCCCUUUUUUAAAAAAAUAAAAAUCUUUACCCCAAAAAUAUACGAAGUUUCACGGUAGCUACCAGAUUCUUGACUUUCAUAGUUGACGUUACGUAUCUACCUCUGCUUGAACAUAUUACAGGAAGGCAGCUAGAAAGAUUUGACCGCAUUUGAGUGUCAAUCUUUCUGUUCCCAUUUAAUAGUCUUUAUGGUUAGAUUCGAAGACCCCCACAAUGUGAAAUUUAAGGCAAGACGUAGAAAAAUAGAGAUGGGCCCAGGUAUGUAUUACUUUUGUAUUUUGUACUUAUUUAGGUUAUGCUAAUUUUUUUUUAAACAAAAUGCAUCCUUAUGCAGAUGUAACUUAAAUUACAUCAGGAUUGUGAACUGGUGACCUUUAUAAACCUUGCUAGACCCAAUGAUUGUAUUAGACUACAGUCCCCAUUACUCCGAGCCAAAGCUAGAACGAUUAAUCAGUGGAGCAACUUGCCUCCAGAAGUUGUGGGUGCUCCAACACUGCAGGUUUUUAAAGAAGGGGUUGGACAGCCAUUUGUCUGAAAUGGUACAAGUUCCAACUGGGCAGGGGGUUGGACUAGAAGACCUCCAAGGUCCCUUCCAGUUCUGUUAUUCUGUUUUAAUAUCCAGUUGCUGUACCUUGAUGAGAAGUUAUAUAUGUUUGGUGAAGGUCACGUUUGGGCUUGUUUGCAGUAAAGUAAAAAUUAUUCACAUUCUGGAUGUCGGAUGUGUAGACCUUCCCCCCUCCCAGCAAGAAUGGGUGGCUAUUAGAUGGAUUAAAAGAGAGAUUUAGCAUUGCUGGACAAGGGAGAUAUUUGUCUUAGAAAUGUAUGAUUUGUUUGAGUUUGUACCCCAACUUAAGUAAUCACAUCUAGAUGCUUCAUAAAAAUUAUAUCCACUGCUAUAUAUUAGGUCUCUAAGUAACUCCUUUUAAUUUCCUUCUUCUCAAAUCUUGGAUUAGAUGCCUCUAGUCUGGAAAAAAACUGCUUACCUACAAGUAUUCUACACGUCUUUGAAUAUUUUAUACAAUUUUUAUUUUUGCCUUUCUUUGUUUCAGUCUUUCGUUGAUGGGUGCCAAUGUAAGGCAAGUUAUUUGGCAGAAUCUGUUUUCGUAAAUCAAAUGUACUUAAUCAUUCUGAGCCGAGGUGGCGCAGCAGUUAGAGUGCAGUACUGCAGGCCACUUUAGCUGACUGUGUUCAGCAGGUCAGCGGUUCAAAUCUCACCGGCUCAAGGUUGACUCAGCCUUCCAUCCUU